Messenger RNA from Meriones unguiculatus (Mongolian gerbil), 5446 nucleotides. RefSeq lists its product as uncharacterized. NCBI's taxonomy places the organism in Eukaryota, Metazoa, Chordata, Mammalia, Rodentia, Muridae. The record is from RefSeq and is a predicted model, not a curated record. The transcript is spliced from 3 exons. The coding region runs from base 1 to 873 and encodes 290 amino acids.
AUGAUACGAAGGGUAGCCAGAGGCUUGCAGAUAAACGGAGAACGAUCACGAAGGCUCAACGAGGCCCAGGGAGGACAGGAAGGGACCACAGCACGCACGGGCCUGGAAAUACAGGCUGUCUCCACGAGCAGCCCCUGGACCAGGGAGGCUGGGGUGGGACCAGCCACGCGUCUGUCCCUUGGUCCCUUGUCACAACUGAGAGGUCCCUUGUUCGCCCUGCUCAGCCCUUCGUGGCUCUCAGGCUCUCUGCCAGCUGUGCUUCUCAGCCAGGGGACUCAGCGAUGUCCAGGGCCACCUGCAGGCCACAGCGUCUCUCCUGGCACCGGAGGCCCCCACCCAACCCAACCUCCGGGCCCCCCACCCAACCUCCCGGCCCCCCGCCCGCUCUCAGUCCAGGUACCUGCUGCUUCGCUGCGGGCGGCCGGCGGUCACGGUCCUCCCGGGCACGCGGGGACUCUGGAGCUGCUGGGCACCGCGCCUCUGCUCUCCGGGCUCCCAAACGUGACUCUAUAUAUCCUGCUCCGAGCUGGGUGUGGGGCGGAGGAGCGCACCUCCCUCCGACCUUCCUGGUGGCUGCUGGGCACCCAGUCGAGGCCUCUGCCCGGGGCGGGAGCGCGCAGGCCCCAGGACGGCAUCGCCUGGGCUCCGGCCUCACCGUCAGCCUCUGGUCUCUCCAAACUGCCACGGGCCACCGCGGCAAGCCACCACCGAGCCGAAGCCACCACCGAGCCGCCGUGGGUCAUGCCUUCUCUCUUUCCAGGCUCUCACAUUCGUAGCCUCAGAGCCCUAGGCCACGCCCCUCCCCGAGCUGCAGAGCAGGCCGUCUUCAGCUGUCAAAGACCAUGCCCCGAUUAUCAGCUGCGGGCAAGCUAGAGCCUAACGUUAAAAUCCCACACUUGGGAUUAAAACAAAAACAGUUUAGAUAACAUAACUGAGUUUUCAAAGAAACCAAAACUUUAUUGCAAUUAAUUUUCUUCUUCGACAGUUUCUGAUUACUCUCUCCCGACUCUUUUCUUCCUCCCAUUGCUCUCAACCCUCCCCUUUCUAAUCCCUCUCUGCCCUUCUUCAGAUUCAUGCUUGUGGAGUUGUGUUGUGACCCUUUAGUUUGGCCCAGGCUGUCCGAGUGAACACUUGGAUCCUGGUGCGGUGACAAGAGGGUUCACCACUGGAAGCAGUGAUCCUCCCUCCCUCACCUCUCUGUGACCCUAUCACCAGUCAAUCGCUCAGCCAUGAGGGCUUCCCUUGUGAACUCUCCCUCAUCCAUGUCAGGCCUUUCCUUGUGAAGACGCAGUGCAGGCUGUGUGAGAACCCUUAGCUUCCGUGGGAACUGUCCUAAGAGUCUCAGUCUGCUUUCAAAGGGCUGAGCAGACAUAUGCUAAGAGUGUCCUGUUCUUGCAGAGCACCUUCUUCAACAGCUAAGCCGGAAGCACAAUGACAGCCUGGGCAGUGGGCUCCAUGGCUCUGGGUACUCUCAGCACAACUCACCUUCACAGAGGCUUGACCAGACGACAUGCAGGCCUGAGCCUCGAACCCUGUUGCUCUUGGCCAGCGCUGAGAAACAGUUUAUCAUACUGACCAAUCUCUACCUUCAAAACUCCUCCAUCACCGUUGCUCAACAGCUUACUGUUUUGUACAACCCUGUAAAACAAGUAUUUCUUUGUAAAUCUACCCUGGGGUUCUUUUUACAAUACAGAAGACCUACAGGAUGUUCCAGACACAAACUCGUUGGCAGAUCGCUCGCCAACACCCUGAGCUCUGAGUGAAACCAGAGCUCCACAGGAAUCUCACUCCUGGUCCCGUCUGUUGCGGCGUCCGUUGAUGCUAUCACAGGACAGCUGAUCUUUAUCUACCCAGAACCAUAAAAACACAGUGUUGAACAACCAGAAAGCUGGUGACUUACGCCUACAAUCUCAUUCCACAGCGGAGGACUGGACUUUACUUCCUGUUCAAGGUGACUGUGUUAGUUCUCUGUUCCUAAACAAACACUUAGUUAAACAAACAGUGGUGUGUAAGAAGUGCCCGGUGCCCGCUCAGAGGCUGGCCGGAAGCGCUCCAGGCAGAAGGAGCCCGUAACUGGAGUCCUCGCUCCCGGCAGCCAAUCUCCGCGCCAGCUCAUCAGCGGCUUCUUUGGGAGCCCCUUCCCCAGCUGGUGGUGGGUGGAACGUACAGCUAGUUCUUGUAGGCUUUUCUAGGACCCAGGUCUUCAUCUUGUUGCUGGCUAUUGACCAAGGCUAUUGACCAGGAGCCAUGCUCGCUCAAAAGGACAACAGUCCUUAGUGAAACUCACAGCUACUGAUUUGGAAAGUUGAUGGUCGGUGUCCUUGAUGUUCACAGUUGCACCCCACUCCAGGUUGGGGGAUUGUGCAGGGAUGGUGAGACUGGGCCACAUCAGAUCUCUCCUUGCCGCAGUCACGUGUGGAGACCAGAUGUGGAGCGCAGACGCGCACUGCCGUCUCUCAUCAGUGAGUUUCCUUUCUUCUGCACGUGGAAAGUUAGCUUUCAGUAUCUAGUCACUUUGUGAUGCAGCGAGCUGUGGGAAGGCUUCUUUUCUCUUUUCCUCACCAGUAUGUGUGUGAGAUGUGUAUAUGUAAGUAUGCCAGCUCACCAUGUGUGGGUAUGCAUGCGUGUGCAGAGACAUGGGGUUGAUACUGGAACAUUUCCUCCGUUGCUCUUCUACCUCUGUCACUGAGACAGGGCAUCUCAAUCAAACCCAGAGCCUACCCUCUCUGCCCACUUUCUCCAGAGAUCCCGUCCUGGCCUCCCAUGAUGGGUGACAGGAAUGCCUCCAAGCGGACAGGGUGCAUGUGGGCUCUAGGGGCCAGACUCUGCACAGUGACAUUUCAGCCUGAGCUCUCUCCCUAGCUCUAGUUGGGUUUUCCCAUGACUUUUUUUCCUGGUCUUCCUUCCCCUAGAGACAUGUAUAGCUCUCUGAAAAGUACAGUAUAUUGGCUCGUAUGUGCGUGUAACAGGUGAGGGCAGAGCGAGAGUGUGCCCUGGGAGCCCAUGGUGAGCUGGGUGUGGUGGUUUGAGGGAGAGCCCCCUGGGGUUCGUCGCUUGAGGACCAACUGUGUGGGAAGGGUUAGGAGGCGAGGGCCUUGUUGGGAGAGGGAUCUUACGGCGGGGGCAGGGGAUUGCUGUGAGGGUUCAAAAGCUCAUUUCCUGUUAGUGUUCCCUGCCCAGUGGGUCAGGAUACAAGUUUCUCAGCUGCUGCUCCAAGACCAGGGCUGCCUGCCCUCUCCCCACACUCCCCACCAUGACAGCCAGGACUUGCCCGUCCUUUGAAACUGUAUGCCCCCAACAAACUGCUUCUUCUGUUAGUUGCCUUGGUCGUGGUGUCUUCCUCAGCAAGAGAAAAGUAACCAAGACAAGGACCCAGCAUGUUCCGAGAACAGUGUUGAUGACAUAUAGAGCACCCACAGUGAGCCUGCAAUGUGGCUACAUCGUCAUUAACUAAAGCUCUGUGUUACAUAUUAACUACAUAUUAAAGCAAACAAGGGAGCUCCAUCCGUUAAUUGCACUACGUUCUAAGAACUUAAACUUGGGAGAAAACAGCAUGUAGAAAACACGUAUAAUAUUAACUUCUUCCUAUUAAACUUCUACCACAUAACUUUGAGUAUAUGUUGUGGUAAAUUAAAAAAUAAGUGAGUGUUGGGAUACAUGCUGUUUAUUAUUAGCCCUAAGAUUAUCAUGGCAUUAUUAUUUAAUGCAUUAUCACAAGUAAUAAGACACAGACACUGUUAGAAUUGAAAAUUGCCUCAUUUACCUUGGGCCUGGCAGAUAUUUCGCUUAUUCAAUAACCUCAGCCCCCAUUUGCCAGCCCCCACCCAAUGCCAUACUCCUUGACCAUCCUCCUCACAGAGCAGACACCUGUACAGGGCAUUUUGUGCCCACAGUGCAGUAUGAGACUACAGCAUACUAAAAUAUGAACCAAAGUAAAAAUAGGACAGGAAAAUGCCAUAAGAUGAGAAUGUGCAGGCAUCACAGCCAGGGCCAGAUACAGCAGCAAUGUGAAAGCAGCAGACCAGAGGAGACAUUAAAGUAUGAGUAAAAUGCUGACAGCUCAGAGUGAAAAGCACAAGACAAGAGGUGGAAUGAGGAGGGGAGAACUUCCGAAAUGUUAGAGGUUUGAGGCACGUUAGCGGAAAAGCUGUUAGGAUGCCGAGAGCAGUGAGGACAGAUUCUCUGAGCUGAGAACACAGCUAUGGAAGCCAUCCAUCAACACUGGAAAGCAAAGAAGAGGAAGCACAGAAGGAAGUCUCAAAGGACUGUGGGACUAGAAAACACGUGGCACCUGUGGAAAUCCCCCCGAAAGGAACGAAGAAGCAGAAGUGACAAAGUCUACCCUCAAAUUAUUGCCAGAGGCCAAGUUACGGAACCUCGAAACACAGAGAAGAUUAAGCAAGCAAACGGGAAGAAAUGGGAGCUGGGAGGAACCACUGCGUCACAGCACAUCUGAGCUUCAGACCAUCGAAAGAUAAAAAUUUUAGACAAGCCAGAGGGGUUAAAAAGCUCAGCGUGAAGAAGGGAGCAAUGGUGAGUGUUGUCUGAUAUCUCAGAAAUCCUGUAAGAAGGACAGGAUAGGAUAGAGACAGGUACUUACACUGUGUAAUUAUUCUUUUAAAAGGGGAAAAACCCUUCCCUUAUAAAACAUAACUUAAAUGAUUGUUGUUGUGGCCGUUGUUGACAGCAGAUCUUCUUUUGAAGCAAUGUUAAAGGGAAUUUUCAGAGAGAAAUACACAUUAUGUGGAGAACAGAAGACUCUUGGUAAAUUAAAUAAAGUUAAAACAUUUUCUCUUACUGUCAAUUGGGCUGAUAAUUUUUUUGUGCAAAACAAUGUGAGCAAUGAGAUGCUCAACUCUGUGUGUAUAUAUAUUCGUUCAAGGGCGCUGGAGCUUACAGGAAAUGCAGCAAUAAAAUGAUGGACAGGGUGGAGGAAUCAAGAUGAUUUUGUCAUAAUUUCCACACAUCUCUGUACUAGUGUUGUAUUUUCUGAACACGGGUAUGAAGUUCGGAAAGUUUGUUCCCAACUCCAGGGCAGCCACUACAAACAUAAAAGGAGGCACACUAACUGAAAAAGAAACUGUGCUUCAAGUUUUACACACUUGCAGCAUCUCUGAUGAUGUGGGGAGCUCCUGUCCCUCCCCACAUCAGACCGUUCUCCAGACAGCAAGAGGGUGUUCUCAAGUUCAGUGCUCACAACUGUCUGCUUGCGGCGCGUGUGCUAUCGGCUCAGCCCGCGAGAGCGAGAAGUAAGCGUCGUCUACAUUCUAGCCAGAGAGCUCUUGUGUGCCCUCCUGGGCUUUAACUGACAGCCUCACGGAACGCCGGCUUAUUAGUAAGAACACAGCUGCUUCAAGCCGCUGUAACCGUGAGUUCCCCACGGUGGACCUGUACUGUGAGCCAAUGUGAAGUCUCUGCCGUUAAGGUGCUUUGAUCAUGCAUUUUG